Molecule: messenger RNA, 976 nt
Organism: Monopterus albus (swamp eel)
Lineage: Eukaryota; Metazoa; Chordata; Actinopteri; Synbranchiformes; Synbranchidae
Gene: stx1b
Product: syntaxin 1B
Exons: 10
Coding region: 101-976 (291 amino acids)
Biological process (GO): exocytic insertion of neurotransmitter receptor to postsynaptic membrane; intracellular protein transport; synaptic vesicle fusion to presynaptic active zone membrane
Cellular component (GO): SNARE complex; synaptic vesicle; presynaptic active zone membrane
Molecular function (GO): SNARE binding; SNAP receptor activity
Source: RefSeq, a predicted model, not a curated record
CGACGAACGACGCGGUGUUGGAACCCCCCCCCCCACCCCUCCCCUCCCGGACCAGGGCCGAUUCUCCGUUUUCCAGCAGCCACCUCGGCGCGGCAACACCAUGAAGGACCGUACGGCGGAACUGCGAAGUGCUAAGGACAGCGAUGAUGAUGAGGAGGUGGUGCAGGUCGACAGGGACCACUUCAUGGAUGAGUUUUUUGAACAGGUUGAGGAGAUCAGAGGCUGUAUAGAAAAGCUGUCAGAGGAUGUGGAGCAGGUCAAGAAGCAGCACAGUGCCAUCCUGGCCGCACCCAACCCUGAUGAAAAGACCAAGCAGGAGUUGGAGGACCUCACAGCUGACAUCAAGAAGACAGCCAAUAAAGUUCGCUCAAAAUUAAAAGCAAUUGAGCAGAGCAUUGAGCAGGAGGAGGGUCUCAACAGAUCAUCAGCAGACCUCAGGAUCCGUAAGACACAGCACUCGACGCUGUCACGUAAGUUUGUGGAGGUAAUGACUGAGUACAACACCACGCAGUCCAAGUACCGUGACCGCUGCAAGGACCGCAUCCAGAGACAGCUGGAGAUCACCGGGAGAACCACAACCAAUGAGGAACUAGAGGACAUGUUGGAGAGUGGCAAGCUGGCCAUCUUCACCGAUGAUAUCAAAAUGGACUCUCAGAUGACCAAGCAGGCCCUGAACGAGAUCGAGACCCGACACACUGAGAUCAUCAAGCUGGAAAACAGCAUCCGUGAGCUGCAUGACAUGUUCGUCGACAUGGCCAUGCUGGUCGAAAGCCAGGGAGAGAUGAUUGACAGAAUUGAGUACAACGUGGAGCACUCUGUUGACUAUGUGGAGCGAGCCGUAUCCGACACCAAGAAGGCCGUCAAAUACCAGAGCCAGGCUCGCAAGAAGAAGAUCAUGAUCAUCAUCUGCUGCGUCAUACUGGGUGUGGUCCUAGCGUCGACCAUCGGUGGCCCCCCCUGCCGCUGUGACAACUGA